Molecule: messenger RNA, 6197 nt
Organism: Contarinia nasturtii (swede midge)
Lineage: Eukaryota; Metazoa; Arthropoda; Insecta; Diptera; Cecidomyiidae
Product: probable phospholipid-transporting ATPase VD
Exons: 17
Coding region: 1093-5352 (1419 amino acids)
Biological process (GO): phospholipid translocation
Cellular component (GO): plasma membrane
Molecular function (GO): ATP hydrolysis activity; magnesium ion binding; ATP binding
Source: RefSeq, a predicted model, not a curated record
AUUAUACAUAUUUGUUAUUGUUUUUUUUUAUUAUUAUUAUUAUUUUCUGUCGUUUUUGUCCGUUGAAUUCCAUCUUGAGUUUGUAUAUUGUAUUCUCGUGCAUCGAAACAAACGCAACUGCUUGAAAAGUAAAUAAGAAUCGCAUUCAAAAGAAUUUUGUGGUCAAUGUAAUGUGGAGGAAAAAGAUGUACAAUAAUUUAAUUAAAUUCUAUUUUGAAUUAGUGCAACGAUCGCGAUAGUGAAAAUCAAAAACAAUUCUAUAUAAUCCAAGAGCUAAGAAAGUGUUUAAAAGAAAGAGAGAGAUCAACAUUUUUGGAUAUUUAUACAUGUAUUAUAUCAAUUUCACGUGCUUUGACGAGAAAGAUAGGAAAUAAAAUAAAAUAAAAUAAAAUAAAAUAAAAGAGUGCCCAGUGACAAGAGUCUGAAAAAGAAAAAUUUAAUUUUAUAAAUAAAUAUCUAAGGAGCUGAAUGAACGGGGCUGAAAAAGAUAAUCAGGCCCAAAUUGGAAGAAACAAACAAAAUUAGUGGAAAAUUGAAUCAUGGCAAAUAAAUUAUCCGUGAUUCAUAGUUAAUUCGACAAAAAAGAGACUCGUUAUUCUAAAAGUGAUAAAUUUCAAAGGAAAAAGUUUAAAAACGACGAACGAUAAGGAUGCUCUUUCAGUGAUCCGAGUGAUUUAAAUAUGAAAUGAGAAGAAGACACAAAAAAUUCUAAAGAAAACAAAACGGUUAAAUAGUGAUUCAUAAAAACAGGGAAAAAAAAUGAAAAUUGAUAAUGUUCGUUUGACUUGCUAAUGCAAUGUGUUCGUUUCAUUUACUUCAUUGAUAAUAUUGGAUUCAUCCGAAAUCAAGCCAAUACAUAAAAAUCCGUGUGAAUCGUUCUGACAUCGUAGUCGGUCAGUUGAUGACGAUUCACACGCAACACCACAUCCAUACAUAUGAUUUAAUUUGAUUGAACGAAUCAAUAGAAAAGUUGUCGAGAAUUCUUUUGAAAAGCAAAGAAUUUCUCCAACACACACGAAGUUUAUUCGACAAUAUUUGUUCGUAAGAUUUUAAUGAAUAUCGUACGAAACAUUUGGUGAGAGCUGUCAAAAGAUGACGCUUCCCGUACAAUCGCAAGAUGAACAACUGCAACCGGAACGAACGUAUAAAUUAUUGGGUGGCAUGGCGGUACCAUCGAAUUCUGCAAAUCCAUCGGUUGGCCGAAUGAAUGAUAUGAUGAUGAUGAAUCGUGGUCAUGCAAGAUCAAUCAGCCAUGGUGGUUCGGCCAGUUCGAAUGCCGGUUCAGCUGGACGUCCGUUAAAAUCAGCAAUGAAAGGCCAUCAACGAGCUCUAUCACAUGGUCAAAUAUCCGAUGAAGCGCCCGUACCAACACCACGUUCCGGCCACAAUCGAGCCGGUUCAAAAACCGAUUUUAUUCUACCACCAACACACAAAGAAGAGCAACCGCAUCGUGAUUUAGCGGCCACAUCAGCCCAUUCGAUGAGCCAUUCACGGCAAGCAUCCAGAAGUGAAUCGAUAUAUACAUUACGUCAAUCGGAAAUACCACCAUUUUGGAAGCGAUACUUUCUCGGUCGACGAAAUAGUAAAUUUGACGAUCGUGGCUACCGAAUUGUUGUACCAAAUCACACUGUGCCAAGUAAAACACCGAAACGUGAUCAUCCAAAUGGACGAUAUGUUCAAAAUAAAAUAAGAACCACCAAAUAUACUCUGUUGUCGUUUUUGCCGAAAAAUCUUUUAGAACAAUUUCAUCGUGUUGCAAAUUUGUAUUUUAUAUUUAUUGUUGUUUUGAAUUGGUUCAUUGACGCAUUUGGCAAAGAAAUUUCAUUGAUACCGGUUUUAUUUGUGCUUGGCGUAACGGCGAUCAAAGACUUAUUCGAAGACCGACGACGACGUGCAUCUGAUAAACGAAUUAAUAAUUCAACGUGCCGUGUUUACAAUGGAGCGUUCGAACGGUAUAAAAAGGUGAUGUGGCGAAAUGUAAGCGUGGGUGACAUCGUGCAUUUAUCAAAUAAUGAAACAGUUCCUGCCGAUAUCCUAUUGCUGCGAACGAGCAAUCCGCAUGGUGUAUGCUACAUAGAUACCUGUGAUUUGGAUGGUGAAACAAAUUUGAAACUACGUGAAGUUGUGCGUGGUUUUAUCGAUAAACAACAAUUAUUUACACCGAGUAAAUUCACUAGUCGUGUUGAAGUCGAUUUGCCAACAACGAAAAUUUUCAAAUUUAAUGGCGCAUUGAUACAUCCAACUGGUGAACGUGUUCCAGUAUCCACUGAAAAUUUACUGUUACGAGAGAGUAGACUUAAAAAUACGGAUUUUGUCGAAGGAAUCGUUGUGUAUGCGGGCCAUGAAACAAAAGCAAUGCUGAAUAACAGUGGGCCACGUUACAAGCGAUCUCAGCUGGAGCAACAAAUGAAUUACGAUGUGAUUUGGUGCGUUGUAAUUCUGUUGGUUAUGUGUAUUAUUGGUGCCAUUGGUUGUCGAGUAUGGUUAGCGCCGUUCGUUGGAAAAUCCAUUCUAUUUUUGCCGUUUGAAGUGAAUGCUAACGGUGAAGCGUUCUUCACAUUUUGGACUUAUGUCAUCAUUUUGCAAAUUAUGAUCCCCUUGUCAUUAUAUGUUACCAUUGAACUGUGCAAAAUUCUACAAGUCUAUCACAUACACAAUAAUUCGGAUUUGUAUGAUAUUCAAACAAAUAAACGCACCGAAUGUCGGGCAAUGAAUAUUACAGAGGAAUUGGGACAAGUAAAACAUAUAUUUUCGGAUAAAACGGGCACGCUCACCGAAAAUAAAAUGCUCUUUCGGAAAUGCACGGUUAAUGGUGCCGAUUAUAAUCACACACCAUCCGAAUUGGAGAAAGCCUAUAUGAAACCAGGCGCACCAGCACCACCAAUUAUGAUCAAUCCACAAUUAACAGAAGACAUGGUUGCUGCAUAUUUUAGUGAUACGUACACAAAACAAGCACAACGAAUUCAAGAAUUUUUCCUAGUUUUAUCCAUUUGUAAUACGGUCAUUGUGAGUGCUGUGCCACAUCACGAUAAUAUGAACGCAAGUGGUAUGAUUGAAACGCCAAAAAGUAAAUCCAAAUCAGGACAAAAUAAUGGAAGCAACGGAAUUGCAAAAGAUCAAUAUAACCUUAGAAUAAUGCACGAUAAAACCAUCAAUUCACCCGAAUCUCGUACGUUAACGUCACCACCGAAUUCACUGAGCGUAAAACAAAAUCAUGUGCCAUCUUUGUCACCGAUAAAUAGUUCAACCGAAUCAACGCCCACUUCAGAUAGUCCACCGAUGAAAUUCAAAGCGAGCAACAAUGAUUUUUUGCGUGGAUCCAAAGCGAAAUCAAUAAUCUCAUCUAUUUUGAAUAACAAGAUUGCUAAGCGUAAUUUAUUUCUUAGAAAACCGGCAACAACACCAGAAAUUUCGAUCUCAGAUGGACGCCCAAUCUAUGAAGCUGAAAGUCCCGAUGAAUUGGCGCUAGUGAAUGCGGCUUUUAGUUAUGACAUGUGUUUGAUAAGUCGUACACCAAGUCAUAUAUUGGUGAAUGCGGUCGGUCGUGGUCAAAUUGAGUUCGAAGUACUUAAAAUACUGCCAUUUGAUUCGAAUCGAAAAUCGAUGUCGGUGGUCGUACGACAAACGGGAACACAAGAUAUAAUACUAUAUACAAAAGGUGCCGAUACAUCAGUCAUGCCAGCUCUGGCACCCAUCAAAAGUGAUCAAUUCGAAGCCGAAUUAAGAGAGAAAACUCAACAGCAUUUGGAUUUAUAUGCAAAACAAGGUCUUCGGGUUUUAGUAAUGGCAAAGCGGCAUUUGAAGACACAAGAAUUUGCCGAAUGGGCGGCAAAGCACAAGGAAAUUGAACUAUCCAUGGAACACAAUCGUGAAAAACGAAUUCGUGAAUCAUUUUUAUUACUUGAGAAAAAUCUCACACUGCUUGGUGCGACUGGCAUAGAGGACCGAUUGCAAGAUGGUGUACCAGAAACAAUUAUCUCACUUCGCAAAGCUGGUAUUGCGAUUUGGGUAUUGACCGGUGACAAACCUGAAACAGCCAUUAACAUUGCUUAUUCAGCAAAACUUUUCCAACCAAACAUGGAAUUAUUGAGGCUGAUGGCAAGAUCAAGAGAUUCGGCCGAGAAUUCCAUUCGAUUUUAUUUAAAUGAAAUAGGAAAACAAGAAAUUAGCUCCAGUUCAAGGCCGGCAAAUAGACAACGGGCUCUUGUCGUCGAUGGCAAGACAUUAACCUAUUUGUUGGAUCCAAGAUCGAAUUUAACUAGACCAUUUCUUACGUUGUGUCAACAUUGUGCCUGCGUAUUGUGUUGCCGUUCGACUCCACUGCAAAAAGCGUACCUUGUGAAAGUGGUGAAGGAAGAGAUGAACAUUAGUACAUUGGCAAUUGGAGAUGGAGCAAACGAUGUCUCAAUGAUUCAAAUGGCUGACGUAGGCGUUGGCAUUUCGGGACACGAGGGCAUGCAAGCUGUCAUGGCAUCCGAUUUUACAAUGUCAAGAUUUAAAUUUUUGGAGAAACUUUUACUCAUACACGGAUUUUGGUCAUAUGAUCGUUUGGCUCGUAUGAUUUUGUAUUUCUUCUACAAAAAUGCGGCGUUCGUUUUUCUUGCAUUUUGGUAUCAAAUGUACUGUGGUUUUUCGGCACAAGUGAUGAUCGAUCAAAUGUAUUUGAUGUUGUUUAACCUAGUCUUUACGGCAUUACCACCACUUGUGAUUGGGGUGUAUGAUAAAACAAUACCAGAAGAUUUACUCUUUUCAAAACCAUAUCUGUACAAAUAUAGUCGCUUAGGUCUAGCGUAUAAACCAAUAUCUUUUUGGCUUGUCAUGUUGGAUGCGGUGUAUCAAAGUUUAGUCAUUUUCUUUGUGGCCGAAGGAGCAUACGCUGGUUCCGAUGUUGAUAUUUGGGAGUUUGGAACGACAAUGACCACAUCGUGUUUGUACACAAUGUUAGUUCACUGUGCCAUUGGAAUUCGAUCAUGGACAAUACUUCAUGUGGCAUCGAUAGUUGUCAGUUUAGCUUCAUAUUAUGCGUUUGCGAUGACAUACAAUUCGCUGUGCGUCACUUGUUUAGGCAUACCAUCAACGUAUUAUGUGAUAUUUAUGUGCUUGAAGUCGCCAGUUCAUUGGCUUAUAAUUUUCUUGACUGUCGUAAUUGGUGUGCUUCCCAAUUUUUUGGUACAAGUCACACGUACAAUGUUCUGGCCCGAUGACAUUGACCGAGAAGUAUUACAAAGUCGAACAGACACACAAGUAAACUCUGACUUGUUGGUGACAUGGUCACGCUCAACAUCAGCAUCGUCUAUAUACAGAGCCGUUGAGCAUACUCCGAAGCAACAGAUUAUCUCAACAAUUGGAUAAGUAACAGUAAUCUGGUUACAUAUCACAGAACAACGCUCAUUUCCCAAACUAAAGUCAAAAGUAUUGGAAAUUUUGAAAUGCAGCACAUCAACGAGACACAUUUUCAUCCGAAUAGAGAUAAAAAGAGAGAGCAAGAGAUAGAGAGAGAUAGAAGAUGUAAUCCAAAACUUGCCAAAAUGCAUAUCUCCCAACGACGCAACAUUUAAAAGUUUAAUCGUGUAUAAAUCUGUAGUUAAAAAUUGUGAAUUUUUUUUUGUUUUGAAAUGUUAUUUGUUGUGAAAAAAAAAAGUAUUAUUACAUUGUGAAAAAGAAAGAAAAUUUUCAGUAAAAAUAUUUAACUACAAUUCUGGCAAAAUUAGUCGAAAACAUUUGAUACCAUUGUAUCCGUGAGUGUAUUAUGCAGGUGCCCUAAAACUGCACGAAUUUGACUUGUUCUAACUGAAGGAGGUGCAAACCAAUGAAUUAUGUGGCCUUUACAAAAUGCAGUUUCAACGAAAUAGUUAAACAAUUUUUAAAUCAAUACAGUCCCAAUGAUUUGAAAUACAAAUUAAAUAGAAUACUAAUUAGGGAAUCAAAAAGAAAAAUAACAAGAGCAUAAAACAACACAGACUUUAUAAACAAAUCUAUAUAUAUAUAUUUACAAAUACGAACUUAUUUUGUGAGAAAAAUGAACAUUUUUGUAUUUGGGCCAUGAUUUAAAAGACAUAAUAUUGUGUAAGAUAACAAUAAUAACAAUGAAUUAGUCAAGACGUUUUGUGGGCGCGGAUGAUAAAGAAAACAUUUAUUAUCAAAUAUGGCUGUGAAAUUAAUUAAAAUAUAAAUACAAUAAAUGUUAAUUUUGUAAA